Messenger RNA from Phaedon cochleariae (mustard beetle), 2224 nucleotides. Lineage: Eukaryota; Metazoa; Arthropoda; Insecta; Coleoptera; Chrysomelidae. The record is from the annotation of a GenBank genome assembly.
GACAACAUUGCUGAAAGUGGUGUCAUGGCUGAUUUGUUUGCAAAAUUUAGUUGUACUUAUUGUCAAGAAGAAAUAAACGGCGUCCGUAUACAAUGCUGCGUCUGCCCUGAUUUCGAUAUUUGCUUACAGUGUUUUUCUGUGGGCGCAGAAAUUGGACCACAUCGAAAUGAUCAUUCCUAUAAAUUUGUAGACCACUGUGCAGUUAGCAUUUUUGGUGGCAGAGGCUUAUGGACAGGAAAAGAACAACUGCAGUUAUUAGAGGCAGUUGAGUUAUUUGGCUUUGGUAAUUGGGAUUUGGUUAGCCAACAUGUGGGGACUCGUACAUCAGAAGAGGUGAAAGAAGAAUAUAUUGCCCGAUACCUGGAUGGCAAUAUAGGUAAAGCGACUUGGGCUCAACUGGCGAACCACAGACCAGUUUUGGUCGACCAUAUUGCUGAGGAUGAUGGACCUCUUUCUCCCACUGUUACUGCCCGUCUGCCACCUCUCGAUAUCACCCUUGAAGAAGCCAGAUUGUUGGGUUACAAACCACACAGAGACGACUAUGAAAGGGAAUACAAUAUGGAGGCCGAAAAACUGGUAUCUCAACUACAGUUGGAUCCUGACGAAGAUAGUGAGAUAGAGAAAGUCCUCAAACUAGCAAUGGUAGACAUGUAUGUUAGAAGACUGAGAGAGAGGGCCAGGAGAAAAAGAAUUGUUAGAGAUUAUCAGUUGGUAGCUAAGCAUUUCGCUAAUAUGCGAAAGGAUCCACUCAAACAACCACUCACAAAGGAACAGAGAGAUUUGAGGGAAAAGAUGAGAGUCUGUUCCCAAUUUUUAUCAUCAGGAGAGCACGAAAGACUUAUUGCCAGUAUAGAGAGAGAAAGAGAACUGCGUCAUAGACUUUCCGAGCUUUUGAAAUAUCGAAGCCUCGGACUGACCACUCAGGAAGAUAUUAUACAUUAUGAACAGCAUGCUGCCUAUGAGCGGCAGCAGCAGAUGAGGCAGCAUAAAUCUGGCAGCAGUGGCUAUGCAAUGCAGGAGUAUCCCCCAAAAAGCGGAAAAAGAGAAGAAGCCGACCAAAGUUCCACAGAAAAAAGGUCCAUGUUGCUUCUAAACGAAGAAUGCGACACCAACAACUACUUCUCCAGCAACAACUCGAACUCGGAUAGCGCAAUUGAACCAGUACCGCUGAGACACUUUCCCAUGGGGAAUCUCUUGUCUGAGAAUGAAAUACAACUUUGUGCUAACUUAGAUAUCCAGCCUAUCCACUACAUAACAAUGAAAUCAUUGAUAAUACAGGAGAACCUUCUUUCUCCUGGGAGACAUAAAACUUCUAGCUCAUCAGACGUCGACCCUCAGGAAUCAAACAUAAAGGAAGCCGUCACACAGUACUUGAGCUUCAGCGGUUGGCUACCUGGAGUUUCUGUAGUUUGAUUUUCUUCUUCUUUAAACUACCUCUUGAAUAUUUAGUUAUAGGGUUUGAUUUUUGGGGAAAUGGCUUCCAUGUCUAAUUCAAGCAAUUUCAUUGAUGUCGAUUUUUAAGAUACUUGAAGAGUUUAGGGAGGGUACCAAGAUUACCCAGGCACAAUUUGAAUUAAACACUUCAAUCUAUUUAUUUUAAUAUUAUUUUACAGCCUUCUUGAACUGGAAAGAUUUUGAGUAGGUUGUAGGUAAGUGUACCUAUUGUAACAGAUUUGUUACAUUCGUGUUCAUUUGUAAAAUAGCCCUAUUUUUCUAGGAAUUGUCUUAUGAAAAAAUGAGUCACCUUUAGUUUCUACAGUUCUGUUUUUCAUUCUUGGUAUCAGACUUUUGAAACACCCUGUACAUUGAUACUUGAAGCACAGGUCUAAAAACAGUUUUAAUUUCUACAAUUGACUUGUAAGUAAUCAAUUGUUCAUAAUAUUUUUUUCUUAUUUAAAAAACUCCUAUGUGUAAGGCUACUUAGACUGUUGGAAACGUUGGAAGAAUGUAUUAACAUCUAACAAAUACCAGGAAGGAAUAUAUUGAAGUAUUUUUUAUGUUUUCAUGAAUAAUAAUCUCUAUACAGCUUGGUGCCCUCAUAAAUUUGAAACCAUAGUGUAUGAUCUUCCAUAUUCAUGUGUGAAGGAAGAUGUCUUUAAAUUAACUCAAUAUUCAAUUUAUGAUUUCCUGAUGUGGUACCAAUUUUUAUUUAAAAUACAUACCAAAUAUGUAGACUGUUGUAUAUAUUGAAUUUUCAAUGAUGUAAAUAAAAUUGUUUUUCAGA